GUAAACAAUUACAGCUUCACUGACCUGUGAAGAAGAGAACAUCUUCGUUUCUAGUCCAAAGGCUGGAAACCGCUGUUGACUGAGGAGUUACUGUAACACGAAGCAAGGAAGAACAGGAAGACUGAGGACAGACCGUGGAUGCAUUUCAAGUUCGUCCAUGCAGCCCGACACGAUGAAACUGGUAAAGGCAUGGAUUUGUAUUCUUCAAUGUUUGGUGCUUUUGCGGAGUAGCACCGACGCUAAGACGCAUGUCGAACAUUUCAAUUGCAAUGAUGCCUUGGGAACCUACCUUAUCAGUGGAAAUAGCUGGCGUAUACAAGCGAGCGCUUUAGCUCCAUCACAAUGCACUUCGCGUAAUUACGUUCUCAUAACUCCCCAGGAUGUCGGCGGUACAUGUGUGCAGGAUUUCAUGAAACAUUUAAGCAACCGAUUGGGAGAAAACAUUACAGUCUGGGCCAGCGAUACUUCUUCUCUAUCAUGCUAUAAGAAUAUUCCAGUGCAGUGUCCUGCAACUGCUGCCGUCAUUUGCAAAAACAACUUACCGGCCGCAGCUUUAAACCAACCGAGUUGCAACAGGUCAGUGACCUUGAAUAAUGGAGUGGUUACAUAUCCAUCGGGUACAACUUUCCCAUCGCAAGCUAUCUUUGAUUGCGAUUCUGGAUACUACUUGAACGCUACGGGAAGUCGUCUAAGUGACUGUUUAAAUACAGCCUCAUGGAAAUGGCCGAAAACACCUGCUGAGUGUGAAGCUUACGAUUGCCAAUCAUCCCUUACAAUUCUUCGUGGAACGCUUUCUGGAAAUGCACCAGUAUUUAACGCAAGCUGCAACUCAGGUUACAAGUUAAUCGGUGAACCUCGGGUUACAUGUACCAGCGCCACUGAGAGCACAAAGAUACCGAUAUGCUUACAAAUCUUUCAGUGUAAGAACACUAUAUCAACGACAAUACAGAAUGGACACGUAGAAGGAACGGCGCCUCAGUUCACUGUUCGUUGCCACCAUGGUUUUCAACUGGUUGGCGAUGCUCAAGUUACAUGUACCAGCAAUACGACAAGUACAUGUGUACCGAAAUGUUUGCAAAUUACAUGCGGUGCUCCUCCAAUUCCGGUCAACGGAUUAACAAAUGCUUCCUCAUACAACGCUUUGAGCAAAGCAUCUUACAGCUGCAACAAUGGUUAUACACAGCAAGGCAAUGCCAGUGCAACGUGCGAGGCUAGUGGAAAUUGGUCUGGAACGCCACCUAUGUGCACAAGGGUGGCUUGUCCCUCUCCAGACGCGCCUUCAAACGGCAAUGUUAGUUACUCGUCACACAAAGGGUACGACAUUGCUACAUUCUCCUGCCACACAGGCUACAAGCUUAUUGGUCAAUCCUAUACUUCAUGUACUGUCAGUGGACAAUGGUCCAGUUCAUCACCUACGUGCUCAGAAAUCAAAUGUCUGCCUCUUCACCCACCUGAUAACGGCACUAUUGUUAGAAGCUCUCAAGGCCUCUUCGGUAUCACUGAGUUUGUCUGCAAUGAAGGAUACGUAAUCGCAGGCAAGUCAGCUAGAGUAUGCAUGACUGAUGGAAGCUGGUCGUCAAUUACACCCCGAUGCAAUGAGAUCAAAUGUCCGGCACUUCGUCCACUACCAUCUGGCAAGACUGUAGAAAGCUUUCCAGGCAUCGUCUUCUAUGCAUGCAAUGCAGGAUUUAAACUUGUAGGCACAUCAGCUUCAAGGUGUAUGGCUAAUGGAAACUGGUCGACUAGUAUGCCUCGAUGCGACCCAAUUCUAUGCUUACCAUUUGCUCCACCCAAGAAUGGUACAUUUGUACGAAGUUCACGGAGGGUGUUUGGCAUCACCGAGUUUGCAUGCAACGAAGGAUACGCACUCAAAGGGCAGAGAUCUUCAGUAUGUAAGGAGGAUGGAACCUGGUCAUCUAACGCACCCUCGUGUGAAGCAAUUCGAUGCUCACAACUUGCUCCACCCAAGAAUGGUACCGUUGUAAGAAGUUCUCUAGUGCUAUUUGGCAUCAUCGAGUUUGCGUGCAACGAUGGAUACGCACUCAAUGGGCAAAGAGCUGCAGUAUGUAAGGAGAAUGAAACCUGGUCAUCUAAAACACCCAUGUGUGAAGAAGUGAUCCAGUGCCCAAAAUUGGGUGAACCUGCUAACGGAACCAUUGUCAGAAACUCUCACGCUGUCCUUGGUGUCACUGAAUUCGCAUGCGAUGAAGGAUACUUACUCGUAGGCAAUUCAUCAUCAGUCUGCAUGAGCAAGGGAUAUUGGUCAUCUGAUGCUCCAAAGUGUCAAGAAAUUCGAUGCAGUAGUGACCUGGCUACACCGGAUCAUGGAGCUGCGACAUUCAUCUCCAAUAAAUUGUUCGAUGUCAUAACAUAUUCGUGUAACCCGGGAUAUCAACUUAUUGGCGACAUCAGCUCAAUUUGUCUUCCAUCUGGUAACUGGUCAACUGCUACUCCGUCUUGUGAAAGUAUUCUGUGCAAGGAUGUUCCCGCCGUCAACAACGGAAGCAUCAUUUCAUUAAAUAAUAUUCACACGAUAAAUGCAACUUCUAUUGCGGUCUGUAACCCUGGAUUCCAUCUUUAUAGCAAUAGAACAGUUCAAUGUGCCGAGGACGGCAGCUGGGACACAACGUCUCUUCCCGAUUGUAGACCCUUGCCAAACAUACCCGACAAGGAUUCACAGCUGGAGAAUGGCUCUGACAGUGUUCCGUAUCUGAUUGUGAUUGGCUGCCUCGGAUUUAUCGUAGUCAUCUUGGUUAUAAUCGUCAUUGCUCUCUUCAUACGGCAGCGUUCAGGCGUAGGAAAGCUUAUGGUCGCAGAUGAAAUGACAGUUCUUGACAAUGAAGCAUCAUCCGCAGGGUCUCGCUGGAAACAAAAUUCCGAACAGGCCGCCGAGAGUGGAUUGGAGUACGGCACCAUUGGCGAUGCUUGUAGUGAUGUGGAAAAUGUUGUCUAUGCGAGCACUACUGAUGUCACAGGUAUUUCCUCGGAUACAGCCAAGACUGCUCAAUCCUGCCCAGACGAAGCAGACGCUCAACCGGAUACAACAAGCCCGGUAGCUACGAAUGAUUACGAGGAAGUGGUCAUUACUAAACCUCCACCGAGAAAACCCCAACCAGAGACCAAUGAUGAGACCACGCUAGGCAACGGACAUGCAGAUACAGGAGCAGCAUCUGAGGAGCCUGAAAUCCUGUACACGACCGUACAAAUCACAAAGGGACCAAAUGGCACACCUGCUCCAACCUGCGAAGACGAGUCCACCACGUAUGCCUCCAUUGAUGUAAAGGCGAUGCGAAGUGAUCGUUAGCUGGAAAGUGGCUGUCCCACUGCAUUACGCAAUGCACUUCAUUGGGCGUGUUCUUUUUCUUUCCCAGAAUGUUACACCUUAGCAUUUCACCCCAUGUUCCAUGGCUCUGUAUGCACCAUCUCCUCAUGUUCCCACUGCAACUUCUCUUUUCUAAUUGCACACACCGUACCCUGUAGGCUAUAUGUACCAUCAACUUUCUGCUUAUGCAUUUGGUUUGCAUUGUACAAAUGCAUUUGCACAUGCGUUUUUCCAAACCCCUAAAUAAUCGCAUUUCACAAAAGGUCACGUGAUUCCGUAUGCAUCAUCAUCUCAUGUUGCUAUUGCCACUUCUUUUUUUUACGAUUGGCGCAUACUGUAACAUUAUAGGCUACUCUUAAGGUCUAAAUAAUCAUGCUUAUACGUGUUGUGACAAAGGUACACUUCCUAUUUCGCUGCAAACAUAUUCUUUUGUGAAUUUCUGUGCAUGAGCACAUGUAUUCUUUUUAAAUCCCUGAACAUUUUGCUUUUAAGCAAUGCUCAGACUCGUGUGAAAUUGCAGCAUAAUCGCUUUCUGCCUGACUUUCAGUUUAUCACAAUUCUGCAUCACAUACUCCUAUUAAGGUGCCUUCCGCCACAUUUUUUCUCUCCUGGACGUAUAUUUUGCACGGAAUGCAUGAAACUAUUCAUAUAACUCUUCCCCAAUAUGACCAUGAUUCUCACUGCAGAAAAUAUGUUCAGCAAGGUUUUGCCGUUUCAGGACAUUUCAGUUAUUUCGCUGCUUGGCAACAAUUCUUGUUUAGUUUUCAACCAAACCUUAUCACGUUUCAUUUUUUGUCUACCUCUUCACAUGUGCGAAUAACAGAAAUUCCUACGUACAAACAUAUUCAGUUUGCUAGCUGGAGAAGAAUGAGGCCAGUACGUUAUAAAGGUUGCUCACUAAUGCAACGUCCUCUAGCUUUCUUGCUUUUUCACGAAUCCAUUAUCUCUAGCCAACGUAUGAUGCUGGAAAUUCAUGAGUUCAACCGGCGUUAGUAGCUUGUUGAAUGUCAUUCUAUGAGGGCGUAUGAAACUCAGUGUGCUAUUUAAAUUAUUUGGAUUCA
This is a messenger RNA of Sycon ciliatum, 4383 nucleotides long. Its product is annotated as P-selectin-like. The record is from RefSeq and is a predicted model, not a curated record. The transcript is spliced from 16 exons. Lineage: Eukaryota; Metazoa; Porifera; Calcarea; Leucosolenida; Sycettidae. The coding region runs from base 158 to 3304 and encodes 1048 amino acids.